Molecule: messenger RNA, 1224 nt
Organism: Talaromyces amestolkiae
Lineage: Eukaryota; Fungi; Ascomycota; Eurotiomycetes; Eurotiales; Trichocomaceae
Exons: 2
Coding region: 1-1224 (407 amino acids)
Source: RefSeq, a predicted model, not a curated record
AUGGAUCAGCUACCCAUGGAGAUACUGGAUAUGAUCAUCUCCAAUGUCCAGUCCUGCGAUGAACACCAUAGACACAGUCCACACACAUCCAUUAUUUACUCCGAUGCAGAUCGACUCCGCCUAAAGGAAAUUGGUUUAGUCAAUCUAGCUUUUCGCCGCAGCGUGGCACGCGUCUUAUUUCAACAUGUCAUAAUACCGAUAGACAGUCAGCUUCUCUUUCUAUCAAGAUUCGGAGAUUUGGCAGGCAGUGGAUUCGCUACUAGGGUGAAAACUAUCCAAUUUGACAUUGUGACCAGCGAACUUCUUCAGUCGUGGUGUGGAGAUGACGAGGAGGAGGAGGAGGAGGAGGACGACGACGACGACGACGACGAAGAGGAAGAGGAAGAGGAUAACUCCGAGAAGGCCAUCACCAAAAUCUCGUUGAUUUUGGAGAAGUUCCCCAAUUUACAGACCGUGGUACUUAAAUUUGGGGAGGCUGGGGAAGCAGACCUAUUUCGGAUGCUCAUUGCACCUCUUAUCAUCUCCUUAGCUAGGGCGCGGCUUAUGAAGAUGGCAGAAUUGAGACUACCUGAUUUCAGUCGCGUCUUAGAGCAGUUUGUUAACACCAACAAUGAUGGAGUGGAUCAGUUUCUUCUCAAAAUACAACACCUCCAUCUUAUGGAAUCGGACGAUAGAUUGGUCGAUUUCAACAUCCUCAGUCAAGGUAUCCCGGACCUUCGUUGCCUUACAGUGGAAGGACAAAGCACCUAUACAAUCUGUCCGGAAAUUCAAAACCACUUCCACAAUCUCGAGUCUUUAGAAUUCCGGGAGAUGCAAAUCUCCGCGAGGAAUCUCCUAGCAGUGAUACAGCACUGCCGACAGACCAUCAAAUACAUUGCCCUCCACCGGAUAAUUCUAUCCUCCGCAUCAUGGCUACAUGUCCUUCACCAAAUCAAGAUCAUGAGCCUAUGUCUCAAGGCAUUUGAUUGUCAUCUUACUACAUAUCCGAUGGAUGAUAAUCAUAACAAGAUAUGGACACUGUAUGGACGAUUUCUCAGGGACCAGCGAUAUAUCCCACACGCACUGGGUGAGAUUCAGCGACAGGUCAAUGUGAACAGGUUGACCAUGGGGCUCGACCCAUGGCAUGCUACAAUCUUCCAAUAUCUUGAUCAUCAACCACUGGAAGUUGCUAUGGGUCCGAGAUUAUACCAGGAAUUGGUCUCACAGUCUCAGCGGUUCACCUAG